Molecule: messenger RNA, 7049 nt
Organism: Dendronephthya gigantea
Lineage: Eukaryota; Metazoa; Cnidaria; Anthozoa; Malacalcyonacea; Nephtheidae
Product: sporulation-specific protein 15-like
Exons: 3
Coding region: 266-6691 (2141 amino acids)
Source: RefSeq, a predicted model, not a curated record
UUCAAAACGCGCGGUUAACCGAUGUACUGUCGAAACAAUUUCGAACAUAAACAACAUCCAGACGUGUGGGCUACUAACCACAUCGAAAUCCGGUGAAAUUUUUUACCGAUUCUUGCGUUUAAGAAGAUUUCAAGACACGCGACGGUUUUAAUGCUUUGAAAUUUGCAUACGUGUAACGUGAGUUAUUGUACGGAAAAUAUUUGCCGACAAAAAGAUGGCAUAGUCUAAAAGGGACUUCUUAAUAUUUCGAGAUAAGUUGUUAAUAAUGUCAAGGAACAGGGAUCAACUGCCUGUAAGGAAAGUCACCAUACAGCAAAAGGUGGUUCAACCUAUGAACACUUCCGUAGCCACUACGAAUAAUGAUUUCGACAGCUUCCGACGUUACCCGACCGUGGUAUCGCAUGACCCAAGCGGACGUGGCCAUCGCGGGAAAAACUGGGCUAAGCCUACCAGGGGGGUGGUGGCGAAUAUUGUCAAAGAUUUAGAUCAGGCGGGUGGAAAGAGAAAGACAAAUGAUGAUGAUCCAAGUAAGACUGGCAGAAAGGAUUAUAUUGAGAAAAAUGAUGAAAGAAGUGCGUCACUUUAUGAGGAGAGGAAACAAGGAGGUGUGAAUAAAACAGGAGCCAGGUUACCACCUGUGGUUCCACCAAAGCCAAAGAGACAAAAAUCAGAAGCAAAAUCCGACAGUUCCAUGUUUAAAAGUUUGGAAAUCCCAAGAGAGGCUGCAGUAGGCGAACAACAAACAAAACUUCAGAAAAACGCUAAAUCAGGAGCCAAACUCGACUUACAGAGGAAGCCAUCAGCAGAGGAAAGGCAUGCUGUAACCUGGGAGAACACGUUCAAGGAGUUGAAGGAAAAGAUUUCAGAAAGAAUGGCGUCGAAAGCUGUGACGAGAAAGCCUCCAGAUGGUGUGAACAUGAAAAACAAACAGGACGGUGAUACGAAGACGAAAAAUACAUCAGACACAGGAAAAUUAAAAAACAAAAAGCCUGAAAUUGCAGCAAAAACUGACGCAAGACAAUCACCGAAAAUGUUAAAAAAAAGUCGCGAGAUUCCCUUUGAAAAACCGUCGGAAAAUACAGGGAAAAGCGAGAGCAAAACACCUUAUGGUGGGGUAAGGAAUGAGGGGGAAGGAAGAACAGCACAAACCAAAGAUAUGGAAAUAAACAAUAUUUCAGGAACAACGAACAAGGCUGCGGUAACAAAACUAUCGGAGCAAAGGAAAACAUCAGGUAGUCCUUCGUUUAUUGAAGAGAGGCAGCUCUGGGAAAAAGCUGUUAGGGAACUUGAGCUAACGAUAGCUGAUAAAGAUUUAGUAAUUGACAAUCUUAGUAAAGUCAACCGUAAGCUUAGCCAGGAUAUUGAGCACUAUGUCGGGACACUUAAGGAUCGCGACAGGAUCGCUGGUCACACACAAAUGAUACCGCAUGAGCAGUAUCAGGUGAUAACAGGUGAUGAAGAGGGUUAUGUCAAAACAAAUGACAGAUAUGGCUGUCAAGGAUCAAUUGAGCAACGCGAUAGGAGAGUAGAAGAACUUCAGGAACACAUGAGGAAAAACAGGGAGGAGUAUGAAUGGAUAUUAGAAGAACGCGAGUCACAAAUACUAGCGCUUGAACAGAAGUUAAAUGAAAUGCGUCAAACAGAGGAAAGAAAAGGUAGAAACUCACUAGACCUUAGCCAAGGCUCACAAAAUGUGUUGAAAAUAUUAGAAUUGAGAAAAGAAAAAGGUGAAUUGGAGAAGAAAGUCAAUCUGCUUGAAGAGCGCUUGAAAUCCUACGAAGCUGCUUCGGAAAAUGAAACAAGGGCAAGGGGUAAACAAACAUUCCACGAAAUUCCAUCAAUGCUCUACAAAUUCCAAGAUGGUAUCGAGAGUAAAUUACAGGAAAAUGAGCUCGUCGUUAGCAUGCUGGAGGAGAAACUAAUGAGGUGUUUAGAAAACUGUAAUAAGCUAAAAGAAUUGGACAAAAAUAAGACACAGCAAAGACGUAUAUUUGAAGAACAAUUCUCGCAGGAACCUAUUCAACAAGUACAGUCUAUUCCCGAACUGGGAGAUGCGGCUGUCCGAGAUGUUUUCCUACGUGAAUCGACUCCCGGAGAAAACAAAAACCUACGAGAUAACACCCUUGAUUAUCUCACUCCGAAGGAACCGGAUAUUUGUACCACGGAUAAUUCAAGUUCGACCGAGAUGACCAGCUUGGCUCAAAAUCUGAAAACUUUGAAAGAUGAAUUGCAGAAGGAAAAAAUGAUAAAUGAAAAUUUGAUGGAGCGGUUCCUUGAAGUUGAAGAACUAAAUAAUGACUAUCUGAACUCUAUCAAAUCACUCGAGAGUAAAACGGAAGACGUCGACAGUCUCCAAGUUCGGAACGAAGAACUCCGAGCACAGAAUGAGGGACUUCUUGGAAGACUUUCGGAAAUCGCGGAGAAGUUCGACACGCAUGGCGAUGAGAUUUCGGGAGAGAGAUCGCGUCUAGUUCAAAGUUCCUUGGAAUCAAAGGAAAGCAAAAUUCAGGAACUGCAAGAAAAACUUGAUGAAGAUGAAGCCCUCAUCGAAGAAUUGCGGGAAAAGGUUGUUGAAGAUGAAGAGCUGAUCGAGGAAAUCCGUGCGAACUGUCAACGGGAGGAAAAGUGGAACCGAGAAAUGCAGCGGAGUUACGAGUGGGAACUAAAUUCUAGCGCCAAAAAAGACGACCGCAUUGAGGAAUUCCAAGACUGCCUGUGGGCGCGGGAAAAGAUAGUCCGAGAAUUACAAGAGCAAUUGGAUUUCGAGGAUAAGCGUUGUGAAGAAUUACUUGAAAAAUUAAUCGUUUCUCAGAAAGAGGCUGAAGAUUUCCAAGAGAUUUGUAAAGAUUUGCGAAAGAAACUCGAAGAUUCUGAGAAGAGGAUUAGGGAGUUUUGCGAUCAGAAUGACAAAGAUGCGGUUACCAUUAGCAACCUGACGUCAGAAAAUAAGAACUUGCGAUUGGAUAAUGAUAAUUUGAAGAAAUCAAAGCGCAAUUUGGAGGAAGAUUUGGAGCGGGUGAAUGGUUGUUUGGAGGCGGUAGAAGCUGAUAAAGAGAACUUCUUGACCAGACAAGAAACCGAAGUGAAAAAAUUAUCGGAUGAUUUAGAAGACAAACAGUUUACGAGCAAAGGGAAAGACGAGGUGAUUGAAAAGCUACAGGAGAAUGUUCUGCUACUUUCGGCCGAUGUCCAGAAGAUGGAAUUUCAGAUGGAGGAGGGAAGACUGACAUUAGAAGAGGAGAUCAAGAAAUCAAGAGACGAAUUGAAGAAACGAGAUAAACACUUAGCUGAAGCCUUGGAAAAAUACAAGGAACUCCAAGAGGUAUGCAAAUGUUUGAGAGAAACGAUUUCCGAGAAAGAAGGUGAUGUUUUGGACCGUGAAGCAACUAUAGCGCACCAGAGAGAAAUCCUCGAAGGUUACGAGAAGGAAAUUGAAAGACUUCGGAGAAUUUGUGAUGAUAAUCCAACACCCUUGAACGAUAAACCUGAACUUGUCUACACAGAAUCGGAAAUGGAAGAAGUUAAUGAUUUCCUAGAACAAGAACGAGUUCUUUCUGAAAUUCUAAGAAAACAAAUCUCAUUUCUAGAAAACGAAGUUAGUGAAAUUAAGGAGAGUUUUGAUAAAUCGACCGCGGUAGUUGAAGAACGAACCAAGGCGCUUGAAUCUGCCCGGAAUGAAAUUAAAGAACACGAAAGCAGGCAAGAGGAAACGAGUAAAGAGCUCGGCGACACGAAUGAGAAGUUAACGAGCACGAACGAGGAACUAUGCAUUGCUAAUACGGAAUUAGCAAGGGUGAGAGAGGAGUUGAUCUCAAGCCAGCAAAGUGUUGAUGAAUCUAACACCAAAGUAACUUUACUGCAGGUCGAUUUGACCGCGUUGAAUACGAAGUAUCAACUGCUCGAGGCAUUAGAAGAGAACAAUGAAAACGAACUAGUGGCUGCAAAACAAAAAUUGGAAAAACUAUACAAGGAAAUGGAAGAGUUGAAGCACGAGAAUGAAAGAAUGAGACAAAGAGAGGAAUCUGUGGGAGACGUGAGAAUGCAAGUAAUCGAUGUGAGCGACCAAAAUGAAAUUGAAAGAGAGCAAGUUGUUACUGAUGACAAUUCUCUUCAUCAGGAUGAAUUGAGUUAUCAAAGUUUGACAGAACGCUCUGAGGUGGACGGAGAAAUCAAUCCUACGAUGGUAAACCAACUGCAGAGCGAACAAAAUGUCCCAGAACUUGAAGUUGUUGUGAGUAACGAGGAUUUACUGUUGAGCGAAGUAUAUCAAAAUGAACGUGAAGGUCAGAGUGUGGAAAGAGCUGAUCUAGACAACAGUGGACUGGAUUUUGAUAACAAACAACAGCUUAUAAACGAACUGCAAAACGAAACACAAAGUUUGAUAUCAGAGUUAGACGAACUCAGGCAGGAAAGGAGGCAAAUACUGGAGAAGAGAGACAAGUUAAAAAUAUCCGUGAAAGAACUUCAGGCUUUAAAUGAAACGGUUAGUUGUGAAAACAAGGAACUAAAACAUCAAGUUGAAACCUUGACAGACAAAUGGUUAGAAAGUGAACAAAAAUUACGUGAAGCACAAGCAACUAAUGUGAACCUUCGUUAUACUCUGGAAGAAUAUGUUUCCCAGUCACAAGCACAAAUCCGACAUUUGAAAAACCACGAACGAGAAGUUGCCACCUUAACAGAACAUAUUCACGACAUGGAUGUCCUGGUUCAGGGAUUUAAAACCUCUUUACAAGAAGUGGUGGAACGGGAGAAAAAGAGCGUUGAAGAUACAGUUGAAGGUGUUCAAAAGCUGGAAGGUGAAAGCGAUUUGAAAGAAAAUGGGACCCAAAGUGAGCCUCGAGAGACACCAGGUUUAAGAAACAACACAUUGGCAACCGUUUUACCCGAAAAAAUUGUCAAAAAUAAUAAAAUCAAGGAACGUGAAAGUGAUUCACAAAAAAGUGAGACCGCAAGUCUUGGUUGUGCAUCAGCUGAAGGAAACACAAGCGAUGCUGUUUCGGCUCAAACUUCUAACGACGAUGACACAACCCCAACCUCCCAAACAGCACUUGAAUUUUUGAAAAAGAUUUACAGAAAAAUUUUCGCUGUGAAGAUUCCUGAGAACGUUAUUCUUGUUCUGAUAUUCUUAAUUCUCGUCUUUAGUCUCGGAUGUACAAACAUCCCUAUCAUUUCUAGAAAAUAUCUUUUCGUUUUCGCAAAUACUUUCAUAACAUUGAUCUUCUUUGCACUUUGGGUAAAUGAACUUCAUAAGAAUAAGAAAUACAAAGCCGUGGAAAUGUUUUCGGGUCAAAAGGAUCGUAACAAGUCUUCACAAGUUACUCUGCCGUGUGACAAUUGUGGCGGCGGGGUUACGAUACAAUGUGAUGAAAUUUAUCGUUACGCAAAGAUCAGGUCCUCGUUUCAAGAACUUCACGAAAAGUUCCUAGAAGCCGUUGAGAAUUCCAGCAAAGAUACGAUGCCGAUUCAGGAAUUGUACGAAAAAUACGAGAAACUAAAAGAGUACGUCGAAGAUAUGAGGACAGAACGUUUACAAAUGAACAUGAUGAAUUCAGAGCCGGAAAAUGAUGAAAUUUCUAGGAAUGACAGUCCUUUAUCACCCAAGUGGAACAAAGCGGCAACAAUUCUAGGAAAAUCUCUCGUAAUCACUUUACUUUGUGAGGUGUUAUACAUUCGUGGACUAUAUUUCCUUCCUAAUGCCGUAAAUUUGUUUUCAUACGUACUGAGCUUGAUCGCUUUCUCGUAUUUCUACGAAACAAUUUGCGUGGAAACCACUAAACACGAGGAGCCAUGCGCGACCACACGCGAGAUGGAACUAGAACACGAGAUUAAUGAACUAAAUCACAUUAUCGAGAAGGAGCACGAGCUCGUCACGACGCAACGCGAAGCAAUGAAAGUCCUGGAGAAACGACUACGUAAAGAGUUUGAAAAGAGAAUCAAGCAAAGGAACAUUCUGCUGAAGAAACUGAAAUAUAAGGGGAAACUGGAGGAUCUGAAGGAACUCUUGGAUACCGAUGAACACGAUGAACGUAAGGGGAUAACUGAGAGUUUGAACAACGGAGAGGGGAAUAAUAAUAACCAAAGACUGGGCCCAGUCAUCAACGGAAAUAACAAUCCAUUAAUGGACAAAGCCGGUAAGCAAGGAACACACGGGUUGACCGGGGUUAGUAAGGUACAACAAGGGUUUACCUCUAUGGAGGCAGAAGAGAACACAAUGAGACAUCAAGAGAUAAAUUCAAAGGAGAAUCAUGUUACUAAAGAACUACAGGAGAUCAUUAGCAGCGCCGAAAAGGAAUCUCUGGAUUUAGGAUUCGUAUUUUCGCCGAUGUUUUUCUUCCUGGGAUUACCACUGACCGCAAUAUUGUUGUCAUGUCGAUACAUCGCAUUACCAGUGUUGAUGAUGGCGAUACAAGCCUUCAUAAUCGUAAAAGAAACGAACUUCAUCAAAGUCGAGGGCUUACCCAAGGUGUUGCAGAAGAAUAUCAACCCUAUAGUACUGGACACAAUCGUGGUACUUUAUGCAUGUAUGCUAGCGAUAUUUUUGCAAUGCACCCAAAGCAUUGUGGUAAUGAUCACGUGUGCUCUCGUACAGCUAGGUGUUCAUUGGUGGACGAGUUACAGACUAGCGAAACGGGACGACACGUUGCAAGAGAUAUCGACGAACUGUUUACCGAUUGUGGAAAACAAAUCUUGAUGUAAAUCCAAAAUAAACUCGAGGCAUACGUUACACCUCAAUCCAUCGCCCACGUACUUUGGAUUUCUUCACGAUUUUUCUUUCUUGAACAUCAGUCAUUUUAACGUUCUUAAUACCCAGUGGCGUAGCUAGUAGCAUCAAUGAUUAGGAGGGAGGUCGGGCAUAUUCAUAUAUUCAUGUUAACAGACUGCAGACUCAGAAGAACUUGCCAAUGAGAACAUGGAUUCAUGAAUAUGCCCCCUCCCAAUUAUCGAUGCGGCAAGGCCAUUGUUCAUACUAUUACAAAUAGAAAGCUGUUUUUAGUAGAAGCAAUUUUUUGGCCGAGAGAAAUACUGUGUAGUUGUUUAAUAAAAUUCCC